CUGGAGCUCUGUGGAUGAAGAAGUGGGCUCAGGGCAAGCCAGUGAGGGGGCAUCUUGAGCCAUUUUGCAGGAGAAAAAGGGUGGAUUUGAGGCUGCUUUCUCAACUGGAGGUGGCUUGUGGGUCUGGAGGCUGUGGCUCCCUUCCCUGGGUCAAGGCAGGGCAUGGGGUGUGGGCAAUCAGGUAGGUCUGGAAGGCUCCUGUGCUGCCAAAGCAUUGGCGCAGAGAGGGGCUGUUGGCCACCAGUGAGCCUUUUGCACUGAGACCCUAUCUGUCCCCUUCCCCAGCGCCGGAGCAUCUCGUGAGAUGCUGCCCCACAUCCCUGCAUCCCUCUUGCCCAGGGCUGAAUGCCAGUCCCAAUACCCGGGGGGGGACAGCAUCCCUCCACCCUGUGUCCUCGCAUCUCUCCUCAUCCUCUGGCGUCGAGUGGAGCAGGGAUGCCAAGGUUUCUAAUUCGGGUUUUUCCGGCCUCCUGUGGUGUCUUUCUGGCCAGCAUUUGGCUUGUGGGUGUUCAUGGUCCCCCUGAUUGAAAGGAAAAAGCGGGGAGAUGGGAGCUGUGGGGCCGGCUGUGCCAAGCCACCAAGGCAGGGACCAUCCUGGGGGGGGGUUCUCUCUUAGCAAAGCCUGAGUUGGCACAACUCAAAGCCACCCUGGACCCCCCAUAUUCCCCUGGGGACCCUCAUUGGGUUGUGCCGGGAGAGGAGGACCCUGGCUGGAGCUGCUGUGCUGUGGGAGGUACAGAGCCUGCCCCUCGCCAUGGGGCAGGAUGGUGGCCAAGUCCCAGAAGAGCUUGACAGCAGUGUGGCUGCCCCAUGAGGGCUGCACUAGCCCUGAGGAGGCUGCUUGGAGGGCUCCAGCCUCCUUGGCACAGGAGGAGAAGCCAUACUGUGGCCAGGAAUUGAGGGCAGCCGGGACAGCGGGGCAUGGAAAGUGUGCAGCACCCAGAGAUGCUGCUCCAGUGCAAGGUGGGAAAUUCCCUCCUGGACCUCCAGCAUCUCCCUUCUCUUUGCUCUGCCCAAGGGCUUCUCAUAGCCUUCUCCUUGGGUCUUGCCAGCAUCAGAGUGGUGUGUCUGUCCUCUCCUUGCCUGACCCCUUCUCCGUUAUUCUCUUGGUACCUCUGUAAUGGUACUGAGCAUCCGCUGACCCAUCUGCCAGGUGCCAGGAUGCUGCAGACUCUUCAUGGAGUCCAUCCUCGCUGUCAGCUUCCUCAGCCCUGCUGGAGCUAUCAUCAUCAUCGGGAGGGGAUGGGAAAAGUGUUUCUCUUUCAGCACCUUCUCAUUGCAGGAAGAUGCGGGCUCACCUACGCCCUGAGCCCUGUCUGGGUCCCCUCCCUGUUCCCUGGCACCCAGUGGGUGCAGCAAGGCGCUUCCCUCCUUGCUGAGUGGGGCCAGGGGGGUCCUGCUAUGGUUUCAACCAUGCUGGAGGUGGGGUGCAAAUGGACCCUUAUAGCACCCAGCACCCACCUCGGCCUUGCCCCAGCCAGCAAGGGUUAACCAUGGCUCCUCACUGCCAGACUGCACAGCAACUGCUGAGCUGUAACGAAGCCCGUAGUCUGAUGGUAAUCAUGCUACUCCGCUCAUGAGGGUCAUGCCCUGCCUUCACCCCAUCACCCCAAGCCCCCUGGGUGCUGCACCGAGCUGUGCCGAGCCGGGGGAGGCUGUGCAGAGCUGCUGUGGUUUAUGUAAGGCAUGAGAGCUGUGCACAGGAUGGCCCUGGGACACAUGCACAUUACAUAAACCAUUGCCCCAGUCCCUCUCCAGGAGCCUAGAAAUGGGGUUCCCUACCUGGGGGACCUACCUGACCCACUGCCCCGUGCUCUUGGCUGCAACAUCGCCCUUGGGAGCGGGUGGUGGGAGCUGGUGGGGGGAGUUUGGAGUUGGAGUGUCACUGGGGUGGUGUCACAGCAUCCUCAUGCCCUGUGGGAACCCCUUGCACCCCUUGGAUCACACCCUGCCCUUCCCGCCUGGUGCCGUGGGCUCUGCAUACAGGAGGGGAGGCAGAGGAGCUCUGCUUCAUCCAAGGAAACUGGGGAUGAAAUGGCAGCAGAGGGACUGCUGCGAAGUGGCAAUGUGGAUUGAGACCAGAUCUGUUUGGGUAAAACUGGGGGGGUCGUGAGCCUAGAAGUGGGUGCCCACCCUGCACCCAGCUGGAGCAUCACCCCUGGGAGCAGGCAAUGGGGUAGUGGAAGCUGGGAGGGUUUUGGAGUUGGGGUGUCUUGCUACUGGUGCUGGGGGGUGUGUGAUGCUGGGUGGGCACUGGAGUGAUGGGUCCUAGCUCUGACCUGAUGGGUUGCAGGGCAGGGGUUCGAGUGACCCCUGUGGAAUGGCGGCAUUGGGAUGCUGUCACAGCAUCCUUGUGCUCUGUGUGAUCCCCUCACACCCCUUGGAUCACAUCCUGCCCUUCCUGCUUGGUGUUGUGGGCUCUGCAUGCUGGAGAGGAGGUAGAGAAACUCUGCCUUCAUCCCAGGGAGUAGAGGAGGGUUGGCUACAGGGGGACCCUGCGUGGGCAAAAGUGGCAGCAUGAAUUGAGGCCAAAUCCUUACUGUUUGGAUAAAACUGGAGGGGUUGUGAUCCCGGAAAUGAAUGCCCAACCUGCAUCCGGCUGGAGCAUCACCACUGGAAGUGGGCAGUGGGACGGUGGGAGCUGGGGGUUUUGGGGUCAAGAUGUCUUGCUGCUAGGAGGUACUGGUGCUGGAGUGUGCGUGGUGCUGGGUAGGCACUGGUGGAGUGGUGGGUCCCAGCUCUGACCUGGCAAGUUGUAGGGCAAGGGUUCAAGUGACCCCUAAGGGCAGCAGCAUUGGAUUCUGUCACAGCCCCUCGCACCCCUUGGAUCUCAUCCUGCCCUUCCUGGUGUUGUGGGCUCUGCAUGCUGGAUAGGAGGCAGAGGAGCUCUGCCUUCAUCCCAGGCAGUAGAGUUGGGUUGGCUGCAGGGGGACUAUUGCAAAGUGGCAGCAUGUUUUGAGGCCAAAUCCUUAUUUUUUGGGUUAAACUGGUUUGGUUGUGAGCCCCUAGGUCCCCCAGCCUUGCUCUGGUCGUGUGCUCCAUGCCAGCUCCCCUCGCACCCAGACUGGGGUGUUUGGCCCAUCCUGGUGUUUCUCUCAUUCCAGUUCUGCCUGGAGCGGGGCGGCCGGUGUCUUUCAUCAGCGAUGGGGCGGUUCGACUACAUUGCCAAACAAAGGGCGCUUUCUUUGCGCUGGGCAGAGCACACCUGCCCGCCUUGGCACUGCCGCUGGUGGCCCUGGGGCUGGGUGGCACCGCCGGCACCACGCCGGUUCCUGGGCGUCAGCAACCCCAGGAGCUCACGCAUCCACCCACCCAGUCAUUGUGGGAGCCGGUGGAGGGGAAGCAGAGCCACCACGGCCAUCUCAUCCUCCAGCGCUCGCCCCAAGAUGCUCAAAGCUGCUUAGAGCCAGGGGAAGGUCCCGCUCGCUGCCACUGCUGCUGCUCCCUUGGGUUCCCUUCUUCCUGAUCCCUCAGCACACCGGGACCACCACUUGUAGGACAGUAGGCAGGAGGAAUACGGAGCCCCCCAGGCCAAUGGAUCAAAAACUCCAGCUCCAACAUUCAGAGAAGAACGUCCCCAGGGCUGCCCAGGCAACUUUCUGCCUCCUCCAGAUCCCAGAGCCAGAUCCCUUCAGCCUGUGGGUUUAGGUGCUUCCACUUGCCUGGCUUUGCUUCUCGGAGACAGCGGUGCUGCUGGUGGAGACGCCUGCUCAUCUUCAGAGUCCCCCAUGGACUAUCCAGGGUCUGGUCAGCCCGGGACGGCGCUGAGCAUCACAUGAGUGUCAGAGCAGCAUGGCCAGUGACACGAGGAUGGGAGAGACCCCAUUGCGAUGGAGUAGAGCCCAGGACACAGUGCAGGACACCUUGGGGAUGCAGAACAGUGGGCUGGUCUUGCCCCGAAGCGCUGCUGCUGAGCUGGGAGUCCCAAGCUACCCAGAGCCUAGCAAGCUGAGAUACGGAUCGGAGAAGGAUUGUUCUUGGAGGGUAUAUGAGGGAUGUUUGGGUCCAAGGCAAGAACUUGCCAGCAGCUGCUUGAGCUGCCCUUACCCACCAGCCUCGCCAUGCCUGCGGGACGCCCUGGGACGCCCCAAGGAUGGAGCUGAGCUGCCGCCGCUGCUGCCACUGCGCAACAGGCAGCCCAAAGCGGGUUGCACUGAGGCUGUGCUGGCCCCGCUGGCCCUCUACAGCCCUGCAUACCAACGCUAUGCACUGCCCUUCACAGCGCUGGAUGGCCAGCAUCCCGGCACCGCCAGCAAACCCCGCGCUGCUGCAGGGGAUGCAGCCGGAGACACCCCUGCUUUCCGCCACUGCCCUUUCCUCGUGGAGGCCAAGCACAGCCCCUUCUUCCUGUCCUCGCUGCUGCCCCCAUCUGAGCCCCCAUUUGGCGGUGAGGGGCCAGGGGCGAUGGGUGAUGGGGGUUUUGGUAUGGACUGGCAUCUGGGCUCCUACACGCCCGCUUGGGGCCAACCCCUCUAUCUGGGGCUCCCGCCAAGGUGCAAAGCAGCUCCAGCACUGUUUGACGACUGCUCCAGCUCAGGGAACAAGGAAUUUUACCCCAAGAAAGAACCCAGCUUCCACCCCGUGGCCAAGGACCAAGCGUCAUCGCAGCUGCUAGGCAAGGACCAGGCAGGGCAGGAUGGAGAUGGUGAGAGGGAGCUGGCAGUGCCAGAGCUGCUGGGAGCCCUGUGGAGGGACAGCCGAGCAGGGGGCAGCUCCGCUGUGCCCACUCCCCGUGCCCACACGCCUCUCCCCAGCGCCAGCCACCCUCUCUUCCUCCUGCAACCCAGCACCAUGGGGAGCUGUGGGAGCCCCUGGGUGGGCACGCAGCCCCACUCUGCUGAUUUCCACUUGGAGCCAGGGCCAGGACAACCCUCCGAGCCCAAAGAUGAGCACCUGGGGUCCCAAAGCCUGCGGUCUGGCUCCCCACCAGGACUAAGAGAGCAACCAGACUCCUCACCUCCACUCAGGCACUACCCGCUGGCCCUUGCCAAGCCGGAUCCGUCCCCUGUUUGUCUCUACCCCACACCAGUCUGCGAUGGGUGCCCGAGAGUGGGCUGUGGGGUGCUAGGUCCCUUCGAGCCCACCUUGGGCAUCCCUGGGAGCCGUUUUCCAUGCCCACCCAGCAACCACACCAAGCUGAAGAAAACCUGGCUGACGCGGCACUCUGAACAGUCACUGCUGUGCUGCAAGGCUCCCCGGCGGGACAGUGGCUCCGAGACAGCCGUUGAGGGCAAGCGCUCGGCUAAGCGCCCGCACGGCACCACCGACAGAUCCUGCGCUGCUGGUGAAGGUGCUGGGGCGGCCAAGAGAGGCACCAAGGCCACCGAGCGUGUGGCUGUGACAUGGUCGGGUGACGGUGUGGAGAGCGGAGGGGACCUGGAGGAGAGGACGAUGGAGCUGGGAGAGGGAGAGCUGCCGAGUCGUGCUGGCCCAGAGCCCCAGGAGCCGUGGUGCCUGCAGAGCGUGCCAUGCACUGCCCUGCCCAAGAGCAUUCCACGGUGCUGUGCCUGUGCCAUGAGAGACCCCAAAGGUGAGGAAGACGAGGAUCCUCCGGAGAGCACUUGCAGGCUGCUGCACUUCCGCAGAUUUGCCUUCGGAGACGGUGGGGAGCUGAGCAGCGAUGGUUUCCGCGCCCUGGCCAAGGCGGAGGAGCAGACGCCAUGCCCCGAGCGAGGGAGCGUGGGCAGCAGCCUCUGCUUGGCCAAAUAUCUGCUGAGGGUCCUGGGGGACCCCUUCUGUGAAGCCGUACGCAGGGACAGGAAUGCGUGGCCGAGAGCCCUGGGUAAGCAGGGACAGAGGCGAGGGGUGAUGCUGGGGACACUGAGGAGGCUGAGGACUGUGUUUGUCGCAGGGGUGACUGCCUGGAGGAGAAGGGAAGGAGCCCCCCAGCUCUGCGAUGCCUGCCAACGCGGCUUCUUCAACUCCCACUGGAGUUGUGCCAGAUGUGGCUUCCAGAUGUGCCCCGACUGCCACCGCAGCAGGCAGGAGGCUGAUGGCCAUGAGAGUCCAGAGCGGCUGCCUGACUGCAUCCCAGGGCAAGACCACCACGUCGCAUCCCUUGUCCCUACACAGUUUGUCCCCACCUCUAUCCUGACCCAGCUCUGGAAGCAGCUGCAUGAAGUCCGGGCCAAAUUCGGCAUCAAGUCAUGUUGUCCCUGCAGCGAGGAGGCUGCAGAGCAGAGCCCAGCAGAGCCCCCCACGAGCAGGCAGGAGCUGCUGGGGGCUGCGGUGCCCACUCUCCCACCCAGCAGCGAUGGCCAAGUUGACCUCUCCAGGCCCAUCAAGGAAGAGAGUCCUGAGCAGGGACCGCCAUUGCCAGGGCAGCCUCCCCCCCGGGGAGCCAUGCAGACCACCACCCUCUGUGAUCUCCUUGCCUCCACCGCCGUCAAGCUGUGCCUGGGGCAAGACGGGGUGCAUAUGGCCUUUGCUCCCGUCUCACCCGCCUUGCCCAGCGACAAUUGCCUGACCAGCAUCUUGGACAGCAUCAUUGCCCGUGUGGUGGAGAGGAAGAUCCAGGAAAGGCAGGCGGAUGGCGAGUUGAGCCCCCCCAGUCCUCCCAGUCCCCCCACUUCCCACUGCAUCCUGGCUCCCAGUGGGCUGCUUUGGCUGCAUGACCCUGGCCACGCCAGCAACUACGAGCUCUUCCAGGAGCACUGGCGGAGGGGCCAGCCCGUCCUUGUUUCAGGGCUGCAGAAGAAGCUGGAGGAGCGGCUGUGGGGGCCGGAAUCCUUCCAUUUGGACCAUGGAGAGCAGGAGCUGGAGGUGGUGAACCUGCGGGCACCAGCACGCCGGGUCAGGAUGAGCAGCCAAGAAUUUUGGGACGGUUUUGCAGCCAGCACGGCAUCCCCAGAGCAGGGCGGUGGGGACCUGCUGAAGCUGGAGAGUGGCUUUGGGGACAUGGAGCUGUGCCGGGCCACCAACCUCAGUGCCAGCCUGCCGCUGCCGGAGUACUGCGGGCCAAAUGGCCGCCUCAACCUGGCUUCCUACCUUCGGGGCCAGCAGGGCCAGCGCUGGCUGCGUCCGCAUGUCUGUGUGGCUUACGGCGUGCAUCCUCAGGACCGGAGCAUUGGGACCAAAAACCUGACCGUGGAGGCAACUGAUUCCAUAAGCAUCCUGGCACACGCCACGGCACGGCAGGACAUGCUCCUGCAAGCUGAAGCUGACAGCAUGGAUGCGCCACUGAAAGAGCGACUCUGGGAUGCCGGCAGCCAGCCUGGUGCAUUGUGGCACAUCUUCCGGGCCGAGGAUGCUGGGCGCAUCCAGGAUUUCUUGCGGAAGAUCUCAGUGGACCAAGGGCAGGAGAAGGGGGCUGCGAUGGAGCCCCCCAGCUGCUAUCUGGACCUCACGCUGCGGCAGCGGCUGCAUGAGGAGUGCGGGGUGAGCGCCUGGACCCUCCUCCAGUUCUUGGGGGAUGCGGUGCUGGUCCCUGCUGGGGCUCCCCACCAGGUGCAGAGCCUCACCGGCACCAUCAGUGUGGAGCAGCGAUUCCUCUCACCAGAGAAUGCCACCCGCCUCCGGGAGCACAGCACCCACCGCCAGCUCGACACCCAGCUGGACGGCAUGAUCUUCUCCGCUGUGUGGGAGGCCGUGGGAGUCCUGCAGGGCUGCAAGUGAGCGGCAUGCUGCGAGGAUGCGCCAACAAAGCCAGCGCUGCCAGGCAUGGCCAAGAGGCUAUGGGGAGCCAGGACUGAGCACCUCUCACUCGGUGCUUUGCCAGUGCCCAGGGGCAUUGGGGCAGGAGCAAGGAAGCCAGGGAAUAAAGAGUUUGCAGCAUGCCAGGGGCACUGGCACCACCAGCAUCUGGCUUGGUGUCUCCAUUCCAUGCAGCAUCAGCCCCUUCUUCUCCAUCCACAGGAAAGGGUGUCCUGGGGGGUGGGGCAGACCUGGGUCCGGAGGCGUCCUUGCUCCCAGCCCAUGGUGGCUGCCCAAGGCCACUGGUGAGAUGAGUUUAUAGAAUCAUGGGAUGGUUUGGGUUGGAAGCGACCUCAAAGCCCAUCCAGUUCCACCCCCCGCCAUGGGCAGGGACACCUCCCACUGGAUCAUAUCCUGAUGUUUUCCAGUUCUCUGCACAGAGACCACACCAAACUCAAAAGAGUUGUGGUCAAUACCUCCAUGUCUGAGUGGAGAGCAGUGAUGAGUGGCAUUCCGUAAGGGUUUAACAUCUUUGUCGCAGAGAGAGACACUGGCCCUUGGCCAGUUUGCCACUUGGAGUUGGCCUUGUUGAACUUCAUGAGGUUCUCCAGCCUGUCCACAUCUCUUUGGCUGCCACCCCUUCCUUCCAGCACAUCAACCAUGCCACACAGCUUGGUCCUUGUAGACCACCACUCACCACUGGUCUCCAUAUGGACAUGGAGCUGUUGACUCUUUGAGGUUGGCGUGGUCUUUGUGAGGCCUGGAAGACAUCGGGAUAGUCAGGGUCCCGGGGGCAGCUCAACUCUUUCCAGCUGCAGGAAAACAACUGGCACCAAAGCUUUUUCCAAGGAUAGGAACAACUUCUUCCACGGAACAUCCUGCUCCCAGUGCCAGGAUGCAGGGGAAUUGCUCUUCUCUGCCCAGGACCGUUGCCUGGAGCUGCCCUGCACGAGAACCGGUGGGGAGGGGGAAUCAACGGGCACUGGGUCAUUAACGAGGUACAAUUAGCGCCGUCCA
Cuculus canorus (common cuckoo) is the source of this 8649-nucleotide messenger RNA. RefSeq names its product HR lysine demethylase and nuclear receptor corepressor (gene HR). Bases 3793 to 7614 code for a protein of 1273 amino acids. Gene Ontology annotation, cellular component: histone deacetylase complex; chromatin. Gene Ontology annotation, molecular function: transcription coregulator activity; histone H3K9 demethylase activity; chromatin DNA binding. The transcript has 18 exons. The record is from RefSeq and is a predicted model, not a curated record. Gene Ontology annotation, biological process: regulation of transcription by RNA polymerase II. NCBI's taxonomy places the organism in Eukaryota, Metazoa, Chordata, Aves, Cuculiformes, Cuculidae.